AACGAAUUUGUAGACAAUUUGCAGACAUUUUGCUCAUAAAUAGCGUCAUGUGUUUGGUUUUCACGUGAAGACAUCGAUGGUGUGAUCGGACGGUGAUUAUCAUCGCACUGACAAUGAACUCAAGACGAGGCGAUGGUAGUGAUGGACGGGGUGAGGGUUACGACCCAUUCUGGGAGUCCGACACCUCUAUGCCACCAGCGGAUCCGCCAAAAGUGAUUAUCCAUCAGAGAUCACCCGAUGUGCCCGAAGACGUCUACCGCCAUGUCUUUGGCACUAACCCUCCGGAGGGCUAUAAGCCACCGAUUCCGCCGCCACCGCUGCCGCCCAACAGUUACCAUAAGAAGCCGAAGUACUGGCAAACCAGAGGCACCGGCCACAUGGAACCCGUCAAUAGGGCAUCGUUUCUAUUCGUGGUGGCCGUGUCCUUCGGGGUCUACCUGUUGGACCGGUUCAGUGACGCCCCGCAGAGGUGGGGCGACCGACUCGGCACCCACUCGACUCUUGAGGAGCGGGAGACACGGGAACGCAAUAACCUGAUGUUCAGUCGACUCAUGUCAGAUGGCAUGCCGGCCGACGAGAUGGAGGUGUCGCCCGACAAGAGUCGCUACCGAAACCCCCGCCACAGGGAUGAGAAGGUGCGCUGGGAUCUCAGGGAAGUGGAUAAGCGGGUGAUGGGUAUCAGAGACAUGAAGAACCCCUUCGAGAUAUAGUCGUGUGGUUGUCGUUAGGCUGUAGGCGCUGCUCUCAAAGAGUCUCACAUAGAGUAUCGUGUCAUUUGAUUCGCGUUUUUAUUCAAAUUAUAGUGAAAUUUAAUAAUAAAUUAGUCUUUAAAUUGUGUUAUCAAACAGAAA
Molecule: messenger RNA, 851 nt
Organism: Oppiella nova
Lineage: Eukaryota; Metazoa; Arthropoda; Arachnida; Sarcoptiformes; Oppiidae
Source: the annotation of a GenBank genome assembly